Messenger RNA from Mugil cephalus (flathead mullet), 4685 nucleotides. RefSeq lists its product as uncharacterized. The transcript is spliced from 5 exons. The coding region runs from base 319 to 948 and encodes 209 amino acids. NCBI's taxonomy places the organism in Eukaryota, Metazoa, Chordata, Actinopteri, Mugiliformes, Mugilidae. The record is from RefSeq and is a predicted model, not a curated record.
UAGAUACAUACAUCGAGCUGAACAUUAAACAAAGCUAAACAUUUCCUGCAGUACAGGAAGUGGUUUGAUUUAAAGCUUCAGGUUUGAGAAGAAAAGCAAAAGAAUGACAACUACAGGAAAGAGGGCCGCCCACAGAAAAGAAAUGACUAACACAGGCUUGUGGCCCAGAGCAAGCACAGUUUAAAAAGAUCAGUAUUGCGCUCAACCUCAGCCUUUGCAUUUGUGAAGCUUAUUUGUGAUGUUGGUGGGAUCUUUGUUAUUAGUUUGGCUUUAGGUUUUGUUUGUUUGUUUUUUGUUUUUUUACCACAGUGGAACAAGAUGUCUCCUCUUAGCUUCAACAUCUUCAUCGUCUUCAGUUUAAUUUUUCACCAGAGUCACGCUUUCCGGGUGAUCCAGCCGCAGGUUCAGACUGUGAACCCAGAUAAGUCAGCCACCAUCAGCUGUGAACACACAGCAAGCAGCAGCACUGUGAAAGACAUCCGACUCAACAGCAUUUCAACAGGAAAACCUUCAAAGCUCUGGCAGAAAGGAAUGAACUGGCGUGAGGGUGAGAACAUCACCGUAUAUCAAGAGAAAGAAAACAAGUAUGUCUUCAUCUUAUUUGGCAUCGGUCCUGAGGCGAUGAGAGUGACGUAUGAGUGUGAGAUCACGGUGCAAAACAAUGAACUAGACAGUUCUGUGAAAGGAACACCCACCAGACUAAUAGAAGGUCGUGGUGAAACAGAGGAUACAUCCACACCUCCUUCUCCACCUCCUUCUAUGACGACUCCUCCGUUGCAGCCAGAUCAGCUCAGGUGGAUUCUGAUUGCUCUGCUGACGCUGACAGUCCUGUACAGCUGUGUCAUCACUUCCCUCUACAUCACAUGGAGGAACAGCAGCAAAGACUGUGAGAACUCCACCUAUGUAGAGAUGAGGAAAGCUCCUCUGCCAAGGAACCAGUAUGAAUGAAAGAAUCCAGAGCAUGGACAGCUGGCGCCACAGUAUCAUCUUUGUCUUGAAUAUUUGAAUACAGUUGUAGCAAAGUGGUACCACAUUAUUAUCCAUUAUAUUAAUGUCCAGGUGAUUUCAUUUUAAAUUGUGCCUGAUUUGAUUUCUCUGACUGGCUCAUGUUGAGAAAGUCAGAUUCUCUCUAAGAAUCUGUUUAGUUGACAAGGGAGACAUUAAUGGACAUUAACAUGUUUAUUUUGUUAUUUUAUCUGCUCACUAAAACAUACAGAAGUCACAGUUCUAGAAUUGAUAAAGAGCAGACUUUAAUUUGAGAGUUGUCGCGUUGUCACAGGAAUCAUUUUCAUAAACAGUCCCCUAUAUCCAAAUAGGACAAAGUCAAAUAAUGCUAAAAUAAAUCCUAAAGCUUUUAUUCUGAUUUCUUUCUCUUGAACAGCAGCAUGAGCAGAUCCAAGGAGUGUCUCAGUCUUCCAGGUCAUAGUAAUCCAAAAGGUGUUUAAAAAAAUCAACUGGACUUGUAGAGUUUUGAGUCGUUUUGCUGCCCAUCUGAGUAGCUUCUUCAGUUCUAGGCACUGAAGGGAAGUUGAGAUUUAAACAGGAAACUUUGUGGGUAAAACUCAUCAGAAUUUUGGUUGACAUGUUUCUGUAAGAACCAGAAACUGGUGCAACUAAUUUCCAUUAAUGGCUGGAUACCUGUCGCUAAAGGGGGAACUGUUGCACCUGAACCACUUUCCAUGCGAAUAGUGCUCUAAUGAAGUCAUUGUCAGUGAGAGGCUUAAGUGUCAAGGUGCGAAAGGUGUUGAAACUUCUUGAGGAAUAAAGUUAAAACUGUAUUGUAAAGUGAUGGCAGAUUAUAUCUGACCACCUCUUCUGUUAAGUUUUUUCCUAUCUCACAUAGACCAUCUGUCUUCUCAUGCUAAGAUUUUGACAUGGAGGUCAAAGGAGUGUCCUUUGUCCCCCCAGGAAAGUAAAUUUCUCUCUCAAUAACACAAUUAUAGAGCCAGAGGGCAGAUGUAAUAGUUAAUAUACUAUAAUAGGAGGGGAUUUCAACCUUGUUUGUAACCUAGAGAUGGACAGAUUCAGUACUGCAGGGAUACAGCACAGGUGGCUGUGUCAGUACAUAUUCAUAAACAGUAUAUGAGUGAUUUUGGUCUUACCACACGCAAUAAAACAUGAAAUAAUCUCAUACUCGUAACACAAAAGGGAACAAGAAAAAGUAAUGAUAUUAAAAUUAGAACAGGAAAGCAAAAUUCUAGAAUACACCUGUGCUGCCUCCACACAAGAGCACAUACUCCAAGAUCUGAGAAAGUUGAAACUUGAAUUAAAUAACAUUAUUGACAAAUGGACCAAACUCCAAAUACAGACUUCACUGGAAUAUUUAUGAACAUUUCAACAAAUCAGGCAACAUCUUAGCUAAUCAACUAAAAAGUAAUAAAGAAAAAUCAUCAAUUUCAACCAUUGCUGUCCCAAUUUACCCAUCAUCUUCAACAUUGAUUCAUUUUUGGAAAAUGUUGUGACUCCAAGGCUAAAUAAAGAUCAGGUCAUGGCUUUGGAUUCACCAAUCUCAGUGGCUGAACUCCAUGAGGCCCUUCAACAUAUGCCACGUAAUAAACCCCCAGGUCCAGAUGGUUUUCCAGCUGAGUUUAAGAAGAACUCUGGCCCCUGCUAUCCCCAUUGUUCUCCAGCAUGGAAACACAAACAAAAGAAAAUCACUUAUUAUCUCCACACCUAAAUUCUGCUAACAUUAACCUGCUUCAUUGACGAUUGACACUUAGUACUCUUAAUAGACUUAUUGACGUGAUCGACUACUCUUUUAUAAUAAUGGCUAAUAAACAGGAAACGACUAUUGUGUCCUUAUACACAGAAAAGGGAUUUGACAGGGUGAACUAGAAAUUUGUCUUUGCCGUCCUUAACAAAUGUGGAUUUGGAAACUCCUUCAUACACGGGUUUACAUGCACGUGAAAAAAAAAUGCCUAAUUUGGCUCUAACUGGACAACUUAAGUGCAUGUAAUCACGUUACUCCGAAUUCAGUUUUCUUCUGGCAUGUAUACGCUUAAUCGGACUUGUGUGACCCCAGAACAAAAACAUCCAAGAAAGCCAGUCCCAGAAGAAGAAGGUAAACAGAGCUCGUAGAAGAACUGUCUAAGGGAUAGCGCAUAUCUUAUCUGCACCAAAAGUAGCGCGCACAUUACAUAUGAGAUGAAAGAUGUACUGUUAUCCAUCUAGUUGUUGUUUGAAAUGCCGGGCUGCCGCAUGAACGAUUCUUGUUUAUUAUAUGACGCAAUAGGUCAUAUAAUAAACAAGGAGGAGGAGGACAUACCCCCUCCCCCUCACUCUUUUCAAUUUUCAUAGAACCAUUACCAGCACUUACAUGACUAAAUGCAAAUAUAGAAGGAAUCCAAACAAAAAACACAAACCACAACAUUAGUCUCUAUGUAGAUGAUGUUGUACUUUUACUUUGAAGCUCACAGACCUCACUUUCUAUGGUAGUGACAGUCAUCAAAGAAUUCUCAUUUGUCUCAGCUUUCCCAGUUAACUGGUCUAAUACUACCAGUUAACUGUAGAUUCCACUCAAUCACUAAACAUUAAAUCAAUAUUUUCCUUCGGGCUGUCAGAUCUUAUCAAGGCUAAAUUUCACCCCACAAAACCAUAGAGAAUGGCCUCAUGCACUGGAGAAACUUGCCUUUAUCGUUAUUCGGAAGAAUUGCUACAAUAAAGUUGAUGGUCUUGCCGAGAAUAAACUAUUUAAUCUUAAUGAUACCCACAAACCUUCCUCUGUUAGGUUUAAACUAUUAGACUAAAGCAUCUCCAAACUUCUAUGGAGAAAUAAAGCACCAAGAAUUACUCUAAAAACUCUGCAGAAGAGGAAAGACUUCUAGAAGGUCAACAAUUACCCAAUCUUUGUCAUUAUUUUCUUGCUAACAGACUUCAAUAUACUUCAAAAUGGAUUAACUCCAAUCAUGACAUUUACUCAUGGUUUGAUAAUAACAGAUGGCUUGUAAAGAAAUUAAUUCAUCUGUUUUACCAUUCAUUAUCUACACAAUUAAAAAUCAUGGCCACUUUAAAAGCAGUAGCAAUAAAUUGAGUAUCAGCAAAAAAAAAAUUGCUCACAGUCCGGGUUGGGAGUCUAGGUGGCAGAUUUACACACACACAUUACUCAUGGACACACAUCCUCACUAACAUUAUCACACACAGUAUUUAUAUUUACAGAUAUAGUAUACACACAGGUAAACUUAAUGAUAUACUUCAGCUGCAGUAUCACCUUCAUGAUGGAUGAAUGUGUGGCUUGAAUGCAGAUUUUUUUUUUUUUUGGAUUGUAGCUGUGUUUGGUUUCAGUGUUGCUGUUGUGUGAACCUGUUAAACCAUAUUGUCUGCUUCUUGCUUGCUCUGUCAUUUCAUGUUUUGAAUUAUGUGCAUUAUAUUUCUAAAUGAAUGAUUCUAUUUUUGUUGCUGAUAUAGCUGGUAGGAGAUGUCUCUAUUCCGUCCCCAGUAGCAGUCUUCGCUAGUAAGAAUAAGAGCUUUGAUUUUAUUGCAAUUGAAAAAAGAGGUGAUUCGUAGAUAAACUUGUGGCUUUGAGUCCCACAGAGGACGUGGAUGUUUUUCCAGGGGAGAUCUGCUGCUGGUGGACGGCUGAGUUCACCAUAACAUGUAGAAACUACUUUCUAUUGUUUUCCGAAUGUUUUUCUUGUCAUCAUGAAUCUUUGUUCUUAUAUUGUGUAUGUUAUCAAUAAAAAUUUAAA